This is a messenger RNA of Paraglomus occultum, 379 nucleotides long. The record is from the annotation of a GenBank genome assembly. Lineage: Eukaryota; Fungi; Glomeromycota; Glomeromycetes; Paraglomerales; Paraglomeraceae.
AUGGUCAAUGCUAAUACAAAGCUUUACAAAAAAGCCACCACCUUUGAAAAAUGUCCCUCUGAUAUCGCCGAUCCACUUACCGUCACAAUUUCACCUGAUCCUUUCGUUCUUGGUAAACCCAAUGCAUUUACCAUUUCCGGUAAAUUAUCAGCAGACAUCAAUAAUCAGACCGUAGUUGAGAUUUCAUUCGGUGAUAAGUUUGAAAGUCUCUUGGAACCAAUGACCACGUCUCCAGCUUGCACCCAAUGUCCAAUUUUAGCUGGAAGUCAAUUUAGUAUGGUAGCAACAGUUAAUGUACCAGCUUCUAGUGUACCAACUAAAACGGCAAGUGAUUAUCCUACUGCUGCAACCUCUGGUAGCGAGAAAAUCGAACGGAGUG